Messenger RNA from Cyclocybe aegerita, 1266 nucleotides. NCBI's taxonomy places the organism in Eukaryota, Fungi, Basidiomycota, Agaricomycetes, Agaricales, Hemipholiotaceae. The record is from the annotation of a GenBank genome assembly.
AUGGCCACCCAACCUGUGGGCGAGGCAAACCAGCAACUUUGGGACGAGACUCUGAACCGGCUUUUGGCUCUUUCUUCGGCUACUGUAAGGCGUAACACGGAUUUGGAAAAUCGUGUAGCAGAACUCGAGGUUGAGCUGCUCGUCUGGAAACAAGCACACUCUGUGGCGCUUGAGGCCUCAGAGCGUGAGGUCAAGGCACAUAAUGUGCAAAUAGCCGCGCUUAACAGGCAGAUAUCGAACCUUGAUACCUUCAAAACGCAUCAAAAUGCUCUCAUUCUUUGUGUUAUCAAUGGAGACGAGCUAGUUUUUAAUCGCGAAUUGCUCACCCAAGGCUACACUGGAGGUAGGGCUGCUGCCCAGGAACUCACGCAGGCGAUUGCUGGGCAACUCUCUAACGAAGAGGUUCAUGUCUAUGGACGACUUUCAUUUUGGAUUACCAUUUACUGCAAUAAAACGGCAUUGGUGGAGGAUCUCAUCGCCAGCAACAUCUGUUCUCGCGAUCAGUUCCAGGCAUUUUUAGCUGGUUUCACACAAGCUUCUCCAAGGUUCUCGACCAUAGAUGCUGGUCAUAACAAAGAAGCCCUCGAGGGCAAGAUAAGAGAAUAUUUACAGACAUUCACUUACUUCCCUCAGACCUUGCGUGUAUUUUUUGGAGGGUUUGACUCGGUGGCGUACAUGUCGACAUUUAGCGCCCUCGAGAAGGACCAGAUACUGGGCAAGAUCGUCUUGCUCUAUCCCUCUCAAUCUCCGGAGGCAAACGGUGAUCGACCUAACGUCUUCUCGUUGCCGCGUCUCACCAUUGAGGGUUUGUGGUUGACGGAGAAGCUACCACGUUCGUCGAAGAAAUUGACGCCCUUGACGACUGGUCCCUACAACGGAGUCAGCUCGAACGGCGGUCUUAUCAGCCCUCAAUCUCCUGCUCGCUCCGUUGGUCGUCCAAUUGACCCUUCUUUGCCUCUCCACAAACAGAAUCCUCCUCCUUGCAACGAACACUAUUUGAUGUCCUGCUCAAAGGGAGCUGGUGUUUGCAAGUACUCGCAUGAUUAUAUUCUAACACCCGAGCAACUCGUUUCUUUGGCAAAUAACGCGAAGAAGGCCCCCUGCAACUGGCUGAAGAACGGAGUAAAUUGUCCGUAUGGUGAUAAAUGUUGCUGGGGUCAUGUAUGCCCCAACGGACCCAAAUGCUUCCAUCUCAGCAAGGGAAAGUGUUGGUUCAAAGGCGAAGCAAUGCAUCCGGAACCACAUACUACACCUCCUCCAUCUUAA